UUUUGUCAGCAUCUCUAAGGGUCCCACAGUUUUGCCUCCUCCUAGUGGCUCCUGUGAUCUAUUGGUUUUCUGCUCGACUUCCUCUUUUAAGUGUCACACACUACUGGCAGAGUUUCAGACUUCUUGCCAGACUACAAAGCAGCUCACUCUCAUAGGGUUUCCUGAGGGGGAUCAGAUGAAUCAUGGCCUCCUUUAUUCCACAUGCACUGUUGUUAGUCAGAUAAAAGCAGCAGUCACAAAUUCACAACUUGACUUCCUAAAUUCCGCACUGUGGAUCUCUUCAGUGUGAAUGGAAGCAUGAGGAAACCUCUUCAUUGUAAAAACACGUCUCUGUGGGUUUGGGGAUGACCCUGUACUGUAUUUUUAUGGGGUGUCAUAUAGAUUUCCUAUGUCUAGAACUUCAUUAGUAAACAUAGCCUAAACUACAUUUUGUGCUUUGAAGCAAGUUUGAGAAUUAAUGUCGCAUGAGCACAAGCUUAUGUUUUUGUUUGUUUAUUAUUGGACUGUUUGGUAUUUUAAUGCUGUUUGUUGUCAGUAUAUCAACCAGCUGAACCAAAUGAAUGCAUCAAUGCAUUAUUGGCUGCCCUUAAAAGUGUUUCAAAUGAAACACAUGGCUAUAAAUAUGGUGUCAUGUGAUAUGCAUUUCUGUCAUUACCUUCCAAACAACUUAAGGCUUGUCGAGUUUUUUACAUAAUGAAGUUGAAAUACAAAUGUGCAGGCAAUCUUAUUUUUAAUAGCACACUAUCAGUGUUGCCUAUUCAACACGGAUAACUCCGUAUGAUAAAUCAAUAUCUUAAAGGAAAAGUCGCUAAAUAUUCACACAUUUUCUGUUGUCAGACAACGGAACGAAUGUGAAAAAUUGAUUGAACGCCACCGUUAAACGUACUGAAGGUAGCUGACUUCCAGAGGUCGCUGGGUGCUUUUUGAUGAUAAAAAAUAGUCGGGGUCUGAAAAGUCGUUAAAUCUAGCGGACAACUCUGGUGUUUAUGCACACUGCCGCGCGCUAGUUAACAUUCUAUCCCGUGCAGCGCGCGCUGCGGCGCCUGCGCGCUCUUUUCACUCCGUCUCAAUCCUUUGAGCGAGCUGAAGGGAGACAGAGCAGCUCUCUGUUCGCUGUUACUGAGAUGGAUGGAGAAGAGCGGAGAAGAUCAGAUGCUCAGAGGAGCAUCAUGACAGAUAGCAACAUUACAGGAGACUUGCGCAUCCCUGAGCGCGUGACACUCAAGAAAGAGAUCGGACUGCUGAGCGCGUGCACAAUCAUCAUCGGUAACAUUAUUGGCUCAGGAAUCUUCAUCUCUCCUAAGGGGGUUCUGGAGCAUUCGGGUUCUGUUGGAUUGGCAUUGGUGGUGUGGAUGUUAGGAGGGGGUGUAGCGGCUCUGGGUUCCCUCUGCUACGCUGAACUAGGGGUCACCAUCCCUAAAUCUGGUGGAGACUAUUCCUAUGUCACAGAGAUUUUUGGUGGUCUUGUUGGGUUUCUGCUGUUAUGGAGUGCAGUACUGAUCAUGUAUCCCACCACACUGGCAGUCAUAGCUCUCACUUUCUCCAACUACGUGCUGCAGCCCGUUUUCCCAUACUGUGUUCCUCCAUACAUGGCUACACGCAUGCUCUCCGCCAUCUGCAUAUUGUUUUUGACCUGGGUGAACUGCUACAGCGUGCGUUUGGCCACUCGCAUCCAGGAUGUGUUUACUGUUGGAAAGCUUCUGGCUCUCGGUCUCAUCAUUACUGUUGGUCUGAUGCAGAUCUAUGGAGGCAAUUAUGAGAGCCUGACUCCACAGGUAGCGUUCAGGUUUGAUAAACCGCCGUCUAUAGGACAGAUCGCUCUGGCUUUUCUACACGCCUCCUUUGCCUUCAGUGGCUGGAACUUUCUUAACUAUGUUACAGAAGAACUGGUGGAUCCAAGAAGGAAUCUGCCACGAGCCAUAUACAUCUCCAUCCCACUGGUGACCAUUGUGUACACUCUCACAAAUAUUGCAUACUUCUCAUCUAUGUCUCCCGAUGAGCUCCUUUCCUCCAAUGCAGUGGCUGUUACUUUCGGUGAGAAACUUCUUGGGGUGUUUUCUACUCUCAUGCCAAUCUCUGUGGCACUCUCAACUUUUGGGGGCAUCAAUGGUUACCUCUUCACCUCCUCCAGGUUAUGUUUUUCUGGAGCGAGGGAAGGACAUUUACCCAGUCUUCUGGCUAUGAUCCACUUUAAGCACUGCACACCGAUCCCUGCUCUUCUAGUCUGUUGCACCGCCACAAUCGUGAUCUUGUGCAUUGGAGAAACGCACAACCUUAUAAACUAUGUGUCUUUCAUCAACUACCUCUCUUAUGGAGUCACUAUUGCUGCCCUACUCUUCUACAGAUGGAAGAAGCCAAACCUAUACAGGCCCAUCAAGGUAUUAUUUGAUGCUUUGGCCAGCUAG
Molecule: messenger RNA, 2405 nt
Organism: Triplophysa rosa
Lineage: Eukaryota; Metazoa; Chordata; Actinopteri; Cypriniformes; Nemacheilidae
Gene: slc7a10b
Product: solute carrier family 7 member 10b
Exons: 10
Coding region: 1125-2405 (426 amino acids)
Biological process (GO): amino acid transmembrane transport; D-serine transmembrane transport; D-alanine transmembrane transport
Cellular component (GO): membrane
Molecular function (GO): neutral L-amino acid transmembrane transporter activity; L-amino acid transmembrane transporter activity
Source: RefSeq, a predicted model, not a curated record